AUGGCCAUUCUAUCAGAUAAGCAACCUCUCGCUAAGGGCGGCCAUGCCCGAAUGCCAGACAGGCUCCCCUCUUCGUUUGUUUCGUCAACGGUACCCUGUGUAUUUGACAAUACCAUCAUUCUUGCGGCAACCCACCCCACAGUCUCGACCGCGGAUCCAUCAGACGAUGGGCGGUUCAUUUCAGAUUUCUAUGCCUUUAACUAUCUGUUGAAAGGCUUGGGCAUGCAUCAGACAUGGAUAACCGCAGCUGAUCCAAGGAAUUUAGUGGAGAAGUAUGGGGCAUACCUUCAUGGCAACCCAUUUGAGGAUCGAAAGGUCUGCCUCGAUAAAAGCAUGCUUGACCAACAGCAAAUCACCCCAGUCACGAUAGUUCGCUCGGGUGAAAUGAUAGAUCGGGUUCUUUCAGAGGCGAAACGGGCGUCAGAAUUAGCGAAACGACAUGAGGCACCACUUCUACUACUCUUCUUCUGCCAUGGGCUACCCAAUCAUCACUUAUUGUUGAAUGAUGGAAACAGCCAUAAGAGUCUCAGCAUAGCCAAUCUCAAGAGCGUGCUUGAGCCAGGUGUGCGUGUGACUCUUCUAAGCACCGCUUGCUAUUCCGGGGGAUGGAUCACCACCCCCGAGCUCAACCACCCCGCCAUGACAGCUGCUGGCGGGGAAGACAACCUAUACGACGGAACUUCGAAUGCCUGGGGGGUAUCCCAUAGCAUUGGGCGGAGUUGCGGGUCUGUUUUUGUAAGCACCCUGUUGGAGACCUUGUCUAGUGCGACGAGUCCUCUUCUCGAAGAACCCGGUCUGGAAACAAGCCUAUCAGACCCACAGCAAAGUCUUCAACCAGAUAACCCCAAUAACUCGCAGAUUUUGAGCUAUAAUUCAUUUUGCGAUUCUGUUUGGAGUACAUGCGAAGAUCGCAAAACACGGCUCUGGAGAUUCCAGAACUUCAAGUUUAGUGCCCAGGAUGAUGCUUGGGAGUACUCGUGGACAGGGAGAACAGGAAUCCCAUUGUCCCACUUUUGGAACCGGUGGAAUGGACUCAAGUCCUACGCACAUCAAGAUCCGAACAAAACUGCAUCGGGAAGCCAGGCUAUUGAUAGAAUGACUGACCAUAUGGCCCAUAGAAGACUAAAAGGAACGGCGAGAACUUUCCACCAAACCUGUCCCGGUGAUUGGGAUCGUGGUAAGGAGGUGGGCUUUGGAGGCACACUCCGUGGAUUCUACGAGCGUGACUUGUUCCAGGAAAAAGCACCGAUGUUUGAAGCGGCGAUACGCUUUAGGUGGGAGGCAGCCCUUCUCGCAGACUACAUCCUCGAGUUGUUUGACCUUCCUGCUCCUAGUAAGAAGAUUUGCAUCAUGUGGCACCGGUUUUUGUGGAUUGAACAUCAACUGGAGACAAUUCCAAGGCCCGACUUGGAGGCACGUUGGCAGAAAAUGUACAACUCGCUUUCUGGUCAUUUUGAGACUCCUUGCUUGAGAGAGCAGGGCCUACCUUUCUACCGACCACUGCAUUAUUUGGUCGCGGCCCUUGUGGAAGCUGAUAAACCAGAGCAUGAGACAAGUGCUAUAAUUUCCGCCAUUGGGGAAUUCAUGGCCACAGUUCGAAUGUUUCACCAGCAACGUCUAUGUGAGGACCAAGAAGUUCGUGGUAGAGGCCGCGAGUGGCUAGAAUCCAUCGGUCGACAGGCUCGCAAGUCCCUCUCGCCGCGUGAAAGGACACGCCACUCAACAUCCGUCUCUUGCUAA
This is a messenger RNA of Penicillium paradoxum, 1740 nucleotides long. RefSeq lists its product as uncharacterized. The coding region runs from base 1 to 1740 and encodes 579 amino acids. The transcript has a single exon. Lineage: Eukaryota; Fungi; Ascomycota; Eurotiomycetes; Eurotiales; Aspergillaceae. The record is from RefSeq and is a predicted model, not a curated record.